Cyprinodon tularosa is the source of this 5504-nucleotide messenger RNA. RefSeq names its product palladin, cytoskeletal associated protein (gene palld). Lineage: Eukaryota; Metazoa; Chordata; Actinopteri; Cyprinodontiformes; Cyprinodontidae. The coding region runs from base 161 to 4561 and encodes 1466 amino acids. The record is from RefSeq and is a predicted model, not a curated record. The transcript is spliced from 23 exons.
GAGUUGCAUAGGCAGUACCCAAUUGGACCCUGAACCUGAGAGGUCCUGCUGACUGUCUGACCAAUAAGACGAGGGAAAGCAAAGAGAAGCUUCUUUUUGUUUCUUCCCUGCAUAAACAAGAGGAACCCAGAACCAGGGAAGGACAAUCACACAAACAAGGAUGCAGGACGGGAGUUGGAACCAACCACUCCCCAUAUCAGUGGUGCUUAAGGAUCCAGCAGCAGGUGGGACAUUGGAGUGCGAUGCAGGUGUGUUUUCUGAGGCCUCCUCUGAUGGAGAACUCUUUGACUCAUCGACAGAGCAGGAUUCUGGACAUGGGGACUUUGCAGAUUUAACUGCCUUCUUAAGCGCUGAUGAAAUUAAUCUUAGCCUGGACCUGGCCCGGGAGGCCUUCUCUGAGGCAGGUGAUUAUGAAGAUCAAGACAACUCUAGUCUUACACAGCUGGAGCAGGCUCUCCAAUCUGCCCCUUCCUUCAUAGUGCCCUCUCAAACUACUGAAAACCUCAAUACAAGCCCAAACCUGCAUCACCAGACCAAAGCUCUUCCUUUCCCAGAUGACCAUGGAGCAGUUUCUGUUUCCUCCAGCCAGGAUCCCACUGCCAGCAAACCUGUACAGGUCUCAGGUGAGGCGCCACCCUCGGCUGAAAAAGUUAUACGGCACAAGCCCAUGCAGCCCGUGUACAAACAGGAUAAACCUAAGCUGAUUCACGAAGGCCUCGAACUGAAUGAUCGAGCGGCUUCAGUUACAGAGUUCUGCAGUCGAGCUGCAACCUUCAUUGAGGAACUGUCAUCCAUUUUCAAAGGUUCUCCUCAGCAGGUGGAUGAGGAAUCCUCCUCUCCUGACAGUGGGUAUCUGUCUCACAGAGGCCAGCAGACUGUCCCCCAGGACUCAGUCUCUACGUCUCUCCCUCCAACCCAACAGGAGGACUUACAGAAUAACCCUGAAAAUGUGGCAGAAGGAGGUUCUGAGAGGCACCUUUAUUCUGGAGCUCCAACAACAUCUGAACCCCUGUCCCCGCCUCAGUUUCUCCAAAAGCUUAAGAGUCAGGAAGUUGCUGAAGGAAGUCCAAUUCGCCUGGAGUGUAGAGUCCAAGGAAACCCGCUGCCACUCGUCAGGUGGUUCUGCGAAGGCCGUGAGCUGCAGAACUCCCCUGACAUCCAAAUCUGGAGGGAAGGAGACCUGCACACUCUGGUGAUCGCUGAAGCCUUCGAGGACGACACGGGACGUUACACCUGCGUGGCUUCCAACAGUCUAGGAGCAGAUAAUACCUCAGCUGAGGUUUACAUUGAAGGGGCUUCAUCAUCGGACUCAGAAGGAGAAGGAACGGUAUCAAAGUCAAGAUCAGGAGUCAUGCCUCAAGCUCAGAAAAAAAUGACUUCCAUGUCCUUAACAAUACGCUCGUCAUCUCCCAAGAGCCCAGAGGUGGUUCCUCACCGCUCCGCUCUGGUCCAGUCCAUGUCUCAUCCCCCACAGCGGAUGCAGAGCCCUCUGUCACUACUGCAUGGUGCUGAGUCAUCAGGCCCACCGCUGUUCACAAAGCUCCUGCAGGACGUCCAGGCGUCAGAGGGCCAGGUGGUGGUUCUGGAGUGCAGGGUCCGUGGAGCCCCCCCCCUCCAGGUCAGAUGGUACCGCCAGGGGAAUGAGAUCCUGGAUUCUCCUGAUUUUCGGAUCCUCCAGAAAAAGCCUCGAUCUGCGGCUGAACCAGAGGAGAUCUGUACGUUGGUGAUUGCCGAAGCCUUUCCAGAGGAUGGGGGUCUGUUCUGUUGCACAGCGUCCAACACCUACGGCUCUGUCAGCAGCACGGCUCAGCUCACUGUGACUCCAGCUGAGGACUCAUCCAGUAAUGGCAUGUCUGGAGAUAGCUCAGGAUUUGAGGAUGUAGCCUCUUUUCCUCCUCCUCCUCCUCCGUCUCCACCACCCACAGAGAUCAGCCUCCUGGAGCUGCCACCUAAGACGCCUCCUCAGCCCGGUUCCUUCCACGUCAAGGAGCUGGAGAUCUGGCCCACUGUUUCCGCUCUCCCUGCGGUGCAAAUUAGCUCAGAGGUAGAAGAUAAGGACAAGGAGAGAGGGCAGGAACCUCUACAGAAUGGUCAACCUCCACAUCCACCAUCACCUCCAAGCUUCCCUAAAGAGACCCCACUCCCGCCCCCUCCUCCUCCUCUGCCUCAGCCAGAGCUGGCAGCAGACAUCCAGGUCACACCGCCAGGUCAGGCCCACACAGUGCCAGAUUCUCCUCCGACCCCAGGGAAAGAUGUUCCUCCACUGCCUACCAAGCCAAAGCCAAAGCUAGCUGACAAUAAUGAGGAGAAGACUGAAUACUCCAGGAACGCGGCCCAACUGAAGCAGCUGCAGGACCAGAUUCUGUUGGAGCAGCAGGAGGCAGCCAUCUGGCUACAGCAGCAGCAGCACCAGCAGCACAUCCAGGAAGCACCGCCUCCACCCUUGCAACUGCUUCAGGAAGCACCUCCACCUGCUCCCCCCUCGCCUCCUCUCCCUCCUCCUCCCUCCUUCCAGGAGUUGGAGAGCAGCACAGCCAUGCAGGCCAGUACCUUCAACUACGCUCGGCCCAAGCAGUUCAUUGCUGCUCAAAGCCCGGGUGGGGUGGGCUACAUGGCCAACUCCUCCGGUUCCUCUGGGUCCAGCCUGUCCUCCCCCUUGUCUCCACCCAUCUCUCACAAGCCUUUAAGCAGAGUCCCCCUGCCCCCUUUCUCCAAGGCUGGUAGCGUAGAGUCUCCAACCUCUCCUUCCUUCCCUCCUCCUCCUCCUCCCUUCCUCAGCCCCAGCAACCUGUCCUCUCCAUCCAGCUCCACCCAGGACUUCCCCCCUCCUCCACCUCCUCCCCCUGCGCUCAUCCCCAUGUCUCCAGCCAGCUCAGAUAUGUCGUCACCGUUCUCCUCAGUGCCUCCAUCUCCUGCCUCCAGCUUCCUGUCCUCGGUGUUGCCCUCCUCACCUUCCACACCUGGCAGCCCUACAGUCAACAGCCUGGGUCUCCCCAAAGGCAACGGCACUGUCAAAGUCUUUCCAAGGAAGUCCUCGGUCACCAAGACGCCUCGCAUCGUCUCUGACUCGGACAUCCAGGGCUCCAAGGAUGCCGUCAUUCAGGAUUUAGAGAGAAAGCUGCGCUUUAAAGACGAGCGCAUAAGCAACGGUCAACAGAGGUUAACCUAUGAAGAGAAGAUGGCUCGCAGGCUCCUGGGGGCCGACAACGCUGCCACAGUUUUAAACACACAGGACACAGAGGAGGAGCCAGUUACACAGGAAGACAUGUCAGCUGAUACAGAUUGGUAUCCUCAAAAGGAGUACAAAGUGUCCAGCUUUGAGCAGCGCCUCAUCAGCGAGAUUGAAUUCCGCCUGGAGCGUUCCCCGGUGGAGGAGUCGGAUGAAGAUGUUCAGCACGAUGAAGACUCUGCCGGCCAGGGGGUGGCGCCUUCCUUCGACAGGAAGCUUAAACACUGCAAAGUGUUUGAGGGCAUGCCAGUCACAUUCUCCUGCAAGGUCCUUGGAGACCCCAAACCAAAGGUAUACUGGUUUAAAGAUGGCAAGCAGAUCUCCAAGCGGAGCGAACACUACAGGAUCAGCCGUGAUCCGGACGGUACCUGUUCUCUGCACACAGCGGCAGCCUCUCUGGAUGAUGACGGAAAUUACACCAUCCUGGCCGCAAACCCAGACGGCAGGGUGAGCUGCACCGGCAGGAUGAUGGUCCAGGCGGUGAAUCAACGAGGCCGCAGCCCACGAAUGGCUCCUGGACACAUGCGCAGGCCCCGGUCCAGAUCUAGAGACAGCGGUGAUGAGAAUGACAACAUCCAAGAGCGCCAUUUCCGCCCACACUUCCUGCAGGCGCCUGGUGACCUCAUCGUCCAGGAGGGCCGCCUUUGCCGGAUGGAUUGCAAGGUGAGCGGCCUGCCCACCCCUGACCUCAUCUGGCAGCUGAACGGACAGACCAUCCGCCCUGACUCUUCCCACAAGAUGCUGGUGAGGGAGAACGGCGUGCACUCUCUGGUCAUAGAGCCCGUGACGAGCCGUGACGCCGGCAUCUACACGUGCAUCGCCAGCAACAGGGCCGGCCAGAACUCCUUUAACCUGGAGCUCAUCGUAGCGGCCAAAGAAAUGCACAAGGCGCCUUCGUUCGUGGAGAAGCUGCAGAACACGAGUGUGGCAGAGGGUCACCCUGUGCGACUGGAGUGCCGUGUCACAGGCGUUCCUCACCCACAGAUCUUCUGGAAGAGGGAGAAUGAGUCCUUCACUCACAACACAGAUAGAAUCAGCAUGCACCAGGACAACUGCGGCUACCUGUGUAUGAUCAUCCAGCCAGCUUUGAAGGAAGAUGCAGGCUGGUACACCGUGUCUGCCAAGAACGACGCCGGCAUCGUCUCCAGCACCGCACGCCUCGACGUUCACACUCAGUGGCAGCAGCCAAACCUCCCGAAGCCCAAGAAGGUCCGUCCCUCAGCCAGCCGCUACGCCGCGCUGACGGAGAGAGGGCUGGACGUGAAGGCGGCCUUCUUUCCCGACUCCAGCCCACUGCCCGCCGGAGGCCUGGUGGAAAGUGACGACCUGUGAAAAAAGGCCGUGGAGAUUUUUGACUCCAAACCAGAAAAACCCCACCCUUAAGGCUGCCCCCCCUCCCGCUAGAUAAAUACAGACAUCCAGGAGCAAAGACUGAACUCUGAGGAGGGAGGGUUCAGCUGUGCAUAAACCCUUUAUAGUAGAGAAACUCAUUAAGGUGACACGGAACGUGAUUGAAGUGCUUUUAAUGAGAAAAGAGUUAAAGUGCCUCUUAAUUCUGUAAAGAUAUAGAAAAACGCAACACAGAUUCACUCUGCAUGCUGUGGUGCUGCCAGCUGAAACACAGACUUUAACUGUUGGUCUUCUGUUGUGGCUGAAGGAAGAAAGUUUUGGUAUAAUGAAGGUUUCCAGGUUCAGAGGGCAGAAUGUAGGUGGAAGAGCAGGUGGGAUGAGAGGGAGCGAUGGAAAACGCGACACACUUGAAAGAGGAUGGAUUCUUUUUGUUGGAGGUGUAUAUGAAAUGUAAAGUCUUCACUCAUGACUGGCUGCUGUGAAAGGUUUCAGAGUAGCUCUCCUAAUGCAGCACGGAUCGUACCAUUUAUUUUUCUAUUUACUUUCCGAACCCAUCCAUAUCUUCCAGUAUAUCUCCAUAAAGCUAAAGCUCUAUAAACAUGCAGUACUGCCUUAAACCACUUUAACACCAUUUCUUUGCAUGUUCUUUCCUGACACCUGUAUAGUGCCAAGCUGCUUUUACCUGGAUGUAUAAAACACAACUUUUUUUCAGUAUUCAGGGGUAGAUAGCACUCAAAAUGAUAAUAAAAAAAAGAAUUUAAAGUAUAUUUAUAUUGAUCAUUUUGUCUGUUUUUAGACAUCUCUGUUGUAUGGGCUCACAUUAAAACUCUGACACAUUUCUAUGCCAAUCAGUGCCUGUAUAUGGAUUGUUCUGCUGAUUUUAUUUUAGCUGGUGAACAAUAAUAAAAUUCCAGAUCUGAAGAGA